Molecule: messenger RNA, 1884 nt
Organism: Bombina bombina (fire-bellied toad)
Lineage: Eukaryota; Metazoa; Chordata; Amphibia; Anura; Bombinatoridae
Gene: IFNAR2
Product: interferon alpha and beta receptor subunit 2
Exons: 8
Coding region: 212-1735 (507 amino acids)
Molecular function (GO): protein binding
Source: RefSeq, a predicted model, not a curated record
GUCCUUUAGAGGGAUGGGAUCUAGCCGCUACUCUAAACGGACAGAGCUUAGUCGGUAUAGAAGAUCUGCCAGGUGUGAUGAUGUGACACAGCACUGACAGCAGGGUGCUGCAUGUGUCAGUGAGCCAUGUCAACAAGGCGCUGCGCCUGUGUGCGGAUUGUUCUCAUGAGACUGAAGCCUGAUACUUUCCUGGGCAAAAUAAACAAGUAGCAUGUUGCAGCUACAUGCAGCUCUGCUGCAAAUUUGUCAUCUGAUAUUGAUGGUAUCAUCUAUUCAGAAACCACCAAAGAACGUCAGACUCAUUUCUGAAAAUUUUCAACAUAACUUGACCUGGGAGGAUGAAAGGAGUGAAUCUUCCACCUACUAUUCUGUAUGGUUUAAAAAAGACACGGGCCAUUGGUAUCCUGUUAAAGAAUGUUCUAAUUUGACCAUCUGGUUUUGUGAGCUGACUGAUUAUUUUACUGACCUUCAUGGAACUUAUGUUGCAGGGGUUAAAAGUUUUAGAAACAAUGAUACAUCAAACUUCUCAUUGUCUAAAGAGUUAAUUCCUUUGGAAAGCACCCAACUGGGACCACCGAUAGUUCAUGUUUCUGCCUGUGAAAAUGCUAUCAAUCUUACCAUACAGCCUCCUGUAUCUCACAUAAAGAGUAGCAAUGGAAAAAGCACACAAUCUAUGUUGAAUAAAUAUGUUUACCCUUUAUUGACUUACACAAUUAAUGUGGUACAACCAAACAAGAUACAACAGCAGCCUAUGAAUCAAAAAGAAGAGGCUUUUCAAGAAAUAUAUGCAACCACUAUACCUAACUUGAUUCCAAACACGAAUUACUGUGUAUCUGUUGCUGUAUCUGCAAUUGCAAAUUUACAUACCAAUCCUAUACCAUCUGCCUUCCAAUGUAUCCUCACAAAAUCCAGCCCUAAAGCAGAUAUUACAGAUAAAUCAUACAUAAUUGGAGCUGUUAUUGGUGGGAUAGUCCUUUUAAUUGGAUUAAUUAUCAUUUUGAUUGCACUGGACAGAGCUGGAUAUCUCUGCAUGAAUAUUGGGUUCUUCCCCAAAGUUUUGAAAUCUGUUCCAAAGGCGUCACACAGUGGAUUAUUACAAAUUAAUGAGAACAUUUGCUCGGCAUAUGCCGUGCCUGUUACGUUAAUAAACAAACUAGAAGAUCAAAAAGAGAAUGAGGAGGAUUCUUGUGAUCAAGGGUAUGCACAGAGAAAGACAUUUUUGGAUAAUGCAGAAAGUGACGUGACUGGAGGGGAUACUAGUGCACUUUCCUUUACCCCAGCCUCGUCAUCAGCGGAGUCUAGUGGCCAAGUCUGUGAUUCUGUAGCAGAAGAGGCGAUUCAUAAAGUGCAACCGCUUAUCUUAGACAAUAAUGACAGUUGUCCUGCAAAUGCUGUCGAUUUUAAAAACACUUCAAAACUUUCAUUCAAUUCUAAUUCAGUUUUUAAUAUCAAUUUAAAUUCUGUAUUAGUAGGGAACCCAGAAGAUCUUUGGACUGGUUUCAAGAAGCACACGUCUCAGAGAAAUGAUCUCAAGACUUCUCCAGUCCUACAGGAGCAUGGAAGUGCCCUAGCUGUACACAAGCCAACUAUUUUGUCAAACUUGCUAAGUUUAGAUGCUACAGGAAUCCUUUCUUCUCAAGAAUCUAUUUCUGAAGACUAUGUUAGUUCAGAAUCUGGUGAUGCAUCUGAUGCUGAUGAACAUAUUGUUUCAGGUUACAUGAGGAGAGGCUCAUAAUGUAACAGCUUGAAGACAAAUGUAUUAUCCAUGCAAAGUAUUGACAUAUCAAGUAGAUGCAACUAAAGAUGGCCAUUUUGGCGUUAUCUUUUUAAAUUACUCUAUACUGUAUACAUUCAUUUUACAAAUAUAACAUUUGUGGUAAUUUA